GGAGACAGCAGCCCAACACCAAAAGCAACAGGUUGGAGUACUACUACUACUAGUAAACAAAUUUCGAGUGGCCAGCAGCCAGGAGGAUCCAUCUCCCUCCCUCGCGGCGUUUCUUGGAUUUGGCUCCGGAGGAGGAAUCCGGAGCGCCCCAUCCGCGUCUCUCGAUCGAAUCGCCGGCCCCCCCGAUCCCGUCGCCCGGUGCGGUUCGAAUUCGGCCCGGAAUUGGCGUUCGGUUCGGGGGCGGGGCUGGAUUCUUGAUUGGCUGGCCGGGUUGUCUCCGCGGGGAGGCUCCGUCCGCCGGGAAUCGCGCCUUCCUCGUCUGCCCAAGGGAAAUGUGCUAACGAGGGUCUGAUGGGGCGUGAUGGAGGGCAGGAAAGAGAGGGGGAGAUCUCGUAGAGUGUUUCGGCGGAUGGCGAUGCAGUGCCUCUGCUCCGGGGAGCAGGCCAAUCUGGUGGAUGAGCUCAACCCGUCAAAUGGCGAAAUCGAGUUGUAUGCCAAAAAUGACGGCCUUCGGGAAGCCGAGUUGUCUCUCCAGGAGGGUGGAUCCCUUAACUAUGAGGAAGCAAGGGCAUUGCUUGCAAAAGUCGAGUACCAACAGGGGCAUGUUGAAGAAGCACUUCGUGUGCUUGAUGGGAUAAACACGGCUGAACUAAUUCCUAUGGUGAAAAUGUCCAUCUGUAGAUUAGCAAGGGCCGAUCCACAUUCCAGUUAUCCACCAAUGUCCUUGCAUACUGUUAAUCUAGUAAUGGAGACCAUAUAUCUCAAAACUAUAGCACUUCGUGAUCUUGGGAAGUUCAAAGAAGCUGCACAAGAAUGCAGUACGAUAUUGGACGUUGUAGAAUCGGCACUGCCUAAGGGCUUACCAGCCAAGUUUGGAGAUGGUAGUAACUUGAAUGCAACAAUACGCAGUGCCGUUGAGUUGCUUCCUGAGCUAUGGAAAUUAGCGGAUUUCCCUCCUAAAGUGCUCUCUUCAUAUAGGGGGGCUCUUCUUAGUAAUUGGAAUCUGGAUGCAAAGGCCAUUGGUAGAAUACAGAAGGAGUUUGCUAUUUUUCUCCUAUACAGUGGCUGUGAGGCCUGCACUCCACCUCUUCGAUCCCAAUUGGAUGGUUCAUUUGUACCUCGGAAUAAUUUGGAGGAAGCUAUUCUUCUUUUGAUGAUUUUAUUGAUGAAAUUCAACCUUAAGAGGCUUGAGAGAGACCCAACUGUGAUGCAUCAUCUGACUUUUGCAUUGUCCUUAUCAGGACGGUUAAAACCUCUAGCCGGUCAGUUUGAAAAACUAUUACCUGGUGUGUUAGACAGCAGAGAGUGGUUGUACAAUGUUGCACUGUGUUACCUAGCAGAAGAAGAUGAUCUAGCUGCCCUCAAUCUGCUCAAAAUGAUACUAAGAUUUGGAGAGGACCCCAGUUGUCUCAAAGAACUUCUUCUAACUUCAAAAAUUUGUAGCGAGAACGGUGCACAUGCUGAAGAAGGUGCAUCCUAUGCACGCAGAGCCCUUGCUAGUCUCGAUGGAGGUUGUGACCAGUUAGAGGUUGUCGCGGACCUUCUACUUGGCAUUUCCCUCUCCCGUCAAGCUAGAUAUGCUCCGAGUGGUACGGAGAGGGCUUCUCAGCAGCGUGAAGCCCUGAAGGUGCUUGGUGUUGCUGAAAAGAAGAUGCAAGACAAAGAUUUUAGGGUACUGUACAAUCUGAGCCUUGAAAAUGCUGAGCAGAGGAAACUAGAUGCAGCAGCACUUUAUGCAAAGAAGCUACUGAAAUUGGAGAAUGGUUCAGAAUUAAGGAGCUGGCUCCUUGUAGCUCGUAUCACGAGUGCUCAAAAACGGUUUGAAGAUGCUGAAUCUAUUGUAAAUGCUGCCCUUGAUCAGACUGCAAAGUGGUGCCAAGGAGAUCUGUUGCAAACCAAAGCCAAAAUUCAGGCUGCAAACGGGCAAUUUAAGAAGGCAGUCGAGACUUAUACCCAGCUUCUUGCUGUCAUCGAACUCAGGAAGAAAAGUUUCAACUCUGGGAUUUUUGUAUUACAGGGCACGAAGGAUGAUGGAAGCAUGGAAACAGAGGCAUGGUACAAUCUGGCCCUUCUGUACCUAAGCCUGUCACAGUGGAGGGAUACAGAGCUUUGCAUAUCCAAAAUAAAGGCUAUCAGUGCAUAUUCUCCCUUGGCUUAUCAUGCUACAGGAAAGCUACUUGAAGCAAGAGGGUUUCUAAAGGAGGCUCUUGGAGCAUACUCCAAAGCAUUAGAUCUCGACCCUAAGCACGUACCGAGUUUGAUAUGUGCCGCCGUUGCUCUUCGACAGCUUGGAGGGAGGCCCUUGCCUGCCGCAAGGUGCCUCCUAACUGACGCACUGAGACUGGACAGAACGAACCAUGUUGCAUGGUUUAACCUCGGUCUAACCUAUGAAGAUGAAGGGGGCAGUUCAUCAGCGGCACUCGAAGCUGCGGAAUGUUUUCAGGCGGCUGCCCUUCUCGAAGAAACCGCCCCGGCUGAACCUUUCAGAUAACAUCGCAUCCAACUUUUAUAGGGAAUAAUCAAACUGUGAGCAGUUGUAGGUCUCAUAUAUAGGAUGAAUAGUGGGUUUGAAGAAAAGAAGUAUACACGGUACAGAAAAUAGUAAAAAUACAAAACACAUGUAUCAUCAUAAUUGCGUUGAUUUUACCAACAUGUUGAAAUUAUAUAUAGCAUCA
Molecule: messenger RNA, 2675 nt
Organism: Triticum urartu
Lineage: Eukaryota; Viridiplantae; Streptophyta; Magnoliopsida; Poales; Poaceae
Product: protein NPGR2-like
Molecular function (GO): protein binding
Source: RefSeq, a predicted model, not a curated record